This is a messenger RNA of Mirounga angustirostris (Northern elephant seal), 3170 nucleotides long. It is a transcript of the gene PIGV, whose product is annotated as phosphatidylinositol glycan anchor biosynthesis class V. The coding region runs from base 1156 to 2637 and encodes 493 amino acids. Gene Ontology annotation, molecular function: alpha-1,6-mannosyltransferase activity; GPI mannosyltransferase activity. The record is from RefSeq and is a predicted model, not a curated record. Lineage: Eukaryota; Metazoa; Chordata; Mammalia; Carnivora; Phocidae. Gene Ontology annotation, biological process: GPI anchor biosynthetic process. Gene Ontology annotation, cellular component: endoplasmic reticulum membrane; mannosyltransferase complex. The transcript has 4 exons.
GCCCCGCCUGGGAGGUCGAGACGGGCCGGCGCUGUGGACCCGGCGCCAGCUCCGGAGCCUUGGAGUUUUCGGGGGGAGGGAGGUCGUCAAACGGAGGCCGAGGGAAAUGAGGCGAAGGCCGCCGAGAACCGGGGAGCCCCGCCCCUCCGCCAUAGCGGCCUCCCGGUGCCGCCACUUCCUUUACAGCCUCCGGCCCUCCCCUGCCUUCCGGCCAUAGGCCGGGUCGGGCCGGGCCCCGCCGGCCGCCUCGGGAGUAACCCCUGCGCCGUGGCCCCUUUGGGGAGAGGAGGUGCCCACGGCCCGUUUGGGACUGUGUCCGAAAGGAAAGGGUUAGAAUGGGCUUCGGACUCGGCUGGGGUGGCAGAAGGCGGUCCCUGGCUCGCGACAGCCAGCAGCGCCUCUGGCCCCGAGGACCCUGGGUCACGGAGACUUCCCCACUCUGCAGAGGACGCUGUCUUACUCCAAGGGUCCAGGGCUCCAAUUCAGGCUUCCCCAGAGUCUCAGCUAGGGCCCUCCCUUUCCUAAGCAUACCCAGUAAGAGCAUGCGCUGUCUUUGGACAAGUAUUGGGCUAGGAGUUGGGAGUCCUGGGUUGUUACCCUGGCUCUGAAAGAGCACAUCCCCUUUGGCCCUGUUGAGGGCCGGUGGGAAGACCAUGAGGUUCCAGAAGGGUAAAAGAUGACAUUCUCUUUAAAUACAGCCUAGGGUGUGUCACUUGACCCCAAUGAGCCUCAGUUUCCACAUCCAUAAAAUGGCGAUGGUAAUUAUACUGGCCUCACAGGGUCUAAUGAGAUCUCGGAUGUAAAAACCAUGGAGAUUUUUAUUACUCACCACUCUGGGCAUAUUUAUCUCACGGGAAAAUAGAGUAAAACUAGUUGCUCUAAGUGUCCUGCCAUUUCAAGAGUCUGUGAUUUCGCAAAGGCGUUAUUGGGAAGUGAGGUCUUCAACUAGCCGAGAGGGACAACUCACUGGCUUUAUUUUAUUUUUACUUGGUUUACCUGUAAGCUAAGUGUAGGUUACAAGUCUCCUGUGGUCGCUGGGGCUAGAGCUUGACUCUGGAGAGAGGAAAGGAAGAAUGGAAGCCCGGUGAAGAGGCAGAGAAGCCUGAGGGAGCUCAGUCCAGGCAGCAACACCCCUGAAUUCCCGGUGGUGAGAGGAUGUGGCCCCUGGACCCGUCCAGGAAAGAGGUGCUGAGGUUUGCAGUCAGCUGCCGUGUCCUGACUCUGGUGCUGCAGGCUCUCUUCAAUGCCAUCAUCCCUGAUCAUCGUGCAGAAGCCUUCUCUCCUCCUCGCCUCGCCCCCUCAGGCUCUGUGGACCAACUUGUGGAAGGUCUCCUGGGUGGCCUGUCUCACUGGGAUGCCGAACACUUCCUGUUCAUUGCCGAGCAUGGCUAUCUGUAUGAGCACAACUUUGCCUUCUUCCCUGGCUUCCCCCUGGCUCUCUUGGUGGGAGCCGAACUGCUGAGGCCCCUGCAGGCAUUACUGAACCUACGGAGUCGCCUGUUAAUCUCAGUAGCGUUGCUCAAUUCCUUGUUCUCCAUGCUGGCCGCUGUCGCACUUCACGACCUGGGCUGUCUGGUUUUGCGCUGUCCCCGCCAGGCCUUUUAUGGAGCCCUGCUCUUCUGCCUCAGCCCCGCCAAUGUCUUUCUGGCAGCUGGUUACUCAGAAGCUUUGUUUGCCCUCCUGACAUUCAGCGCCAUGGGGCAGCUGGAAAGGGGCCGAAGCUGGACUAGUGGACUCCUCUUUGCCCUUGCCACUGGUGUACGCUCCAAUGGGCUGGUCAACAUUGGCUUUCUCGUGUAUUCUCAGUGCCAAGGCUUUCUGUCCUCUCUCAUGGUGCUGAAUCCUCUGAGACCACUCUUGAAGCUGAUGGGCUCUGUGUUCCUGUCUGUGUUCACGCUUGGCCUUCCCUUUGCCCUCUUUCAGUAUUAUGCCUAUACCCAGUUCUGUCUGUCAGGCUCAGCGCGCCCCAUCCCUGAGCCCUUGCUGAAGUUAGCUGUGGACAAGGGCUACCGGAUUGUGGAGGGAAAUGAGCCACCUUGGUGCUCCUGGGAACUUCCCCUAAUAUAUAGCUAUAUCCAGGAUAUCUACUGGAAUGUUGGCUUUUUGAGAUACUAUGAGCUCAAGCAGGUGCCCAAUUUCUUACUGGCUGCGCCAGUGGCUAUACUGGUUGCCUGGGCAACAUGGACAUAUGUGACCACCCACCCUUGGCUCUGCCUUACACUUGGGAUGCACAGGAGCAAGAAGAGCAAGACCCUAGAGAAAGCUGACCCUGGAUUCCUCGGCCCUCGGGUGUUUGUGUACCUGGUCCACGCUGCAGUGCUGUUGCUGUUUGGCAGUCUGUGCAUGCAUGUUCAGGUUCUCACCAGGUUUCUGGGUUCCUCCACUCCUAUUGUGUACUGGUUUCCAGCUUACUUGCUUCAGAAUCAAGAGCCACUGCUGAGAUCCCUAGAGACUGUGCCUUGGAAGCCCCUUGCAGGGGACUCCCUACCAGGACAAAAGAUCCCCAGAAAUUCUAUCAUGGGACUUGUAUACAACUGGAAAACCUAUUCUCUAGUCACACGAUGCAUUCUGGGCUACUUCCUGUCUUACUGGCUCCUGGGACUGCUCCUACAUUGCAACUUCCUACCUUGGACAUGACCUGGAGUCUCAGGGGUCUGGAAGUACAGAUAGACACUGGGACUGUCUGUGCUGCCCUGAGACCCUUGCUCUGUCCUUUAGGAACCUCCAGUCUCUCUGAAGGUUGGUCAGGAAUGGGAGAAGCGUGAGCCACUGGAAAGCCCCAUCUGGUCCUGGCUAUGGCAAAUUUUAGAUUAGUACCUAUUUUCUCUGUAAGUGAAGAAAUCUUCCUCUCCAAGUCUAAAGUACAGUUGCAUUUGUCUCGUCAACCAAGCGUAGAAGAGACAGUUGUAAACUUAAAUGUAAAGUAUUUAAAUGUCAAUGUCAAUGUAAGUAUUUCAAUGUCAGUUUCAUCAAAGGCUCUAGCUGACAGGCUGGUAAUAGUCCACACAUGAUGGUGGAGGCCUGAACAGUGUACUGGCAGUAAGUAAAGGAGGACCAUCUUUUUUAAAUGGGAGAUUGUUUCUGUUUAUUUUCAUGAUUUGUUCAUUUAUUUAUAUGAAAAAUCUUACAAAGAUACACACAAAUUAAACAACUUUUGGUUAUGCAUGCAA